This is a messenger RNA of Antechinus flavipes (yellow-footed antechinus), 3961 nucleotides long. It is a transcript of the gene SCUBE2, whose product is annotated as signal peptide, CUB domain and EGF like domain containing 2. The transcript is spliced from 23 exons. The coding region runs from base 119 to 3187 and encodes 1022 amino acids. The record is from RefSeq and is a predicted model, not a curated record. Gene Ontology annotation, molecular function: calcium ion binding. Gene Ontology annotation, cellular component: cell surface. NCBI's taxonomy places the organism in Eukaryota, Metazoa, Chordata, Mammalia, Dasyuromorphia, Dasyuridae. Gene Ontology annotation, biological process: signal transduction.
GGCGGGCGCGAGUCCGGCAGGGCGCACUCCCUCACGCGCACUCGCGCCCCCUCCGGCGCCGGCCGCCGCUCGGCUCCCGGCAGUCCAGCGCUCCUCUCCGGCCGCCUCUGCCUCCACGAUGCGGGGCCGGGGCCGCGGCUGCUGCGGGGCGGCGGGGGCGCCGCCGCUGCUCCUGCUGCUCCUGGUCUCCGGGCUAUCGUGGUCCUCGCCGCCGCCCGCGGAUGUGGAUGAGUGUGCCAGAGGAAUCGAUGACUGCCAUGUAGAUGCCAUCUGCCAGAACACACGCACAUCCUAUAAAUGCUCUUGCAAGCCAGGCUACCAAGGGGAAGGCAAGCACUGUGAAGACAUUGAUGAAUGCGAUAAUGAAUUCAAUGGAGACUGUGUACAUGAAUGUUUUAACAUUCCAGGCAAUUAUCGCUGCACUUGUUAUGAUGGCUUCAUGUUGGCUCACGAUGGUCAUAAUUGUCUUGAUGUGAAUGAGUGCCUGUUCAACAAUGGUGGCUGCCAGCAUACAUGUGUCAAUACCAUGGGGAGCUAUGAGUGCCAGUGUAACGAGGGCUUUUUCCUGAGUGACAACCAACAUACGUGCAUUCACCAUGCAGAAGAAGGCUUAAACUGCCUGAAUAAGGAUCACAGCUGUGGCCACCUCUGCAAGAAGACCUUGGAGGGAGGAGUAACAUGUGACUGCAGGCCUGGUUUUGCACUAGCCAAGAACCAAAGGGAUUGUAUCUUGACAUGUAAUCAUGGAAAUGGCGGAUGUCAGCACAUAUGUGAUGAUACAGAUGAAGGACCUGAGUGUAGUUGCCACCCAAAGUACAAGUUACACACAGAUGGGAAAUCCUGCCUGGAGAAAGAGGAAUCUACCUUGGAGCUCAUGAAUAACAAUGUCACAUCACCGGUAGCUGAUGUUGACAAAAGAGUAAAACGGAGACUACUUAUGGAGACAUGUGCUGUAAACAAUGGAGGCUGUGACCGUACUUGUAAGGACACAUCGACCGGUGUUCACUGCAGUUGCCCCAUGGGAUUCACCCUCCAGUUUGAUGGGAAAACAUGUAAAGAUAUUGAUGAGUGUCAGACUGGUAAUGGAGGCUGUGAUCACUUUUGCAAAAACACUGUUGGCAGUUUUGAUUGCAGUUGCAAGAAAGGAUUUAAAUUAUUAACAGAUGAAAGGUCAUGUCAAGAUAUUGAUGAAUGCUCUUUUGAAAGGACCUGUGACCACAUGUGCAUUAAUCAUCCUGGAACCUUUGAGUGUGCUUGUAAUAAAGGAUACACCUUGUAUGGUUUCACACAUUGUGGAGACACUAAUGAGUGUAGCAUCAAUAAUGGAGGCUGCCAGCAGACUUGUGUGAACACCCUGGGAAGUUACGAGUGCCAGUGCCCCUCAGACCAUCAGCUCCACUGGAACAAGAAGGACUGUGUGGAAGUAAAGGGAUUCCUGCCUGGUAACAUAUCCCCCAAAGUGUCCAUGCGUUGUACUAAGAUUGAUGGAGUGGAUAAAUGCUUCCUAAACUGUCCCUCAGAUGUCCACCUCUCUCCAGGAUAUCAAGAUACCUACUCUGUUUCCUGUGGUACCUCUUCUCGUCUCAGGAGUCGGUUACGUAAAUCUAAUGAUUCUGCUUUAUUGGAUGUCGCCACUGUUAGGACCAGUGUCACCUUUAGGCUAAAUGAAGGCAAAUGUAGCUUGAAAAAGGCGGAGCUGCUUCCAGAAGACCUGCCAGGAAUGAUAUCAGAGAAGUACAGCUCAGUAAAAGAGGGCUUCCACUAUGUAAAUCUUACAUGUGGCUCUGGCAAGCAAGUCCCUGGAGCCUUUGGCAGACCAGCCUCAACUAAAGAAAUAUUUAUCAGUGUUGACUUUGAGCUCGAAGCAAACCAACAGGAGGUGACAGCAUCUUGUGAUCUGAGCUGUGUCCUGAAGAAGACAGAGAAGAAAUUACGUAAAGCUAUCCGCACACUUCGGAAAACAGUUCACCGUGAGCAGUUCCAUCUUCGUUUGUCAGGAAUGGAUUUUGAAGUGGCAAAAAAGUCCCCCAGAGUAUCUGAACACCUGGCAGAUUCCUGUGGCUUGGGACAAGAACACAGAAAGGGCAAAUGUGUCUCUUGCAGUGUUGGAACGUAUGAUGGAAGACAAGGGCAGUGCCUUUUAUGUCCAAAUGGGACAUACCAAGAUGAGGAAGGACAAAUAACAUGUAAACCAUGCCCAAACAUUGAGAAAGCUGGGAGCUCAAAGACUCUAGGAGCUCGCAACAUGUCUGAAUGUGGAGGUCAAUGCCUUCCUGGCGAAUAUUCUUCAAAUGGCUUUUCCCCAUGCCAGCCCUGCCCCCUGGGAACAUACCAGCCUGAAGUUGGCCGUACUUCCUGCUUUCCUUGUGCAAGAAGUUGGAGGGGAGAACUCACUACCAAACAUCCCGGUGCUACCACUUUCCAGGACUGCGAGGCCAAAGUUCAGUGUUCACCUGGACAUUUCUACAAUACUACAACCCACCGGUGUAUUCGUUGCUCAGCAGGAACAUACCAACCUGAAUUUGGAAAAAAUUAUUGUAUUUCCUGUCCAGGAAAUACCACCACUGACUUUGAUGGCUCCACAAAUGUCACCCAAUGUAAAAAUAGACAUUGUGGAGGGGAACUAGGAGAGUUCACGGGGUAUAUUGAAUCUCCAAACUACCCUGGGAAUUAUCCAGCCAACACUGAAUGUACUUGGACUAUCAAUCCUCCUCCUAAGCGCCGCAUUUUGAUUGUGGUUCCUGAGAUAUUUCUGCCAAUAGAGGAUGAAUGUGGAGACUACCUGGUGAUGCGGAAAACCUCUUCCUCCAACUCUGUGACAACCUAUGAAACCUGCCAAACAUAUGAACGUCCUAUAGCUUUCACCUCCAGAUCGAAGAAGUUGUGGAUUCAGUUUAAAUCUAAUGAAGGAAACAGUGCCAAAGGAUUCCAAGUCCCUUAUGUAACAUAUGAUGAGGACUACCAGGAGCUCAUUGAAGACAUAGUCCGAGAUGGCAGGUUAUAUGCAUCUGAAAAUCAUCAGGAAAUACUAAAGGAUAAGAAAUUAAUCAAGGCUUUGUUUGAUGUCCUGGCACAUCCACAAAAUUACUUCAAGUAUACAGCACAGGAGUCCAGAGAGAUGUUUCCAAGAUCAUUCAUCCGAUUACUACGAUCCAAAGUGUCCAGGUUUUUGAGACCUUACAAAUGACUCUUUCCUCAUCUUAACAGCUCCAAGUGCUCAUGCUCCAGACUGUGGAGUUUUCAAGGACAGAGCUGUGUCUGCCGCUUGCAUGCCAGGGGAAGGAGGGGCAUGGUGCCAGUAUUAAUGACUCUUUAGAGUUUAAUUUUUAUAGGUAAUUCAAAUAUUUUGAUAAACUGACUUGUAUUUUUCUUCCAAAAGAUCUUGUAUACAGUUGUAACUGGUCAUUGGUGUGCUGUAUCAGACAGUGCCAUCAGCGUUAGGCAGAGAGAAGCUUUCAAAAGGAACUGUGUCUAUUAUCCACAGAGCCUUCUCCUUGCUGCAAGUAGUGAUGUGGAAUAAGAAAGACUAAGGACCAGCUUCCCUGAAGCACGUUUCAGUCCCAUCACCAUAAAAAGCUAGCCUAUCAUUCAUGCUUCUCAUUCCUCACUAUUAGAAACUGCUGAAGGAACCUCCGAGUGACACUGGUGGCAAGUGGCAAGUGAAUUUCCUUGUCUGGAACCAGUCUGGUUCUGUUCAGGAGCUCAGCCAUUUCAUGUUCUCCUUACUGAGGAUAUGGAGACAGGUCUCAUCCAUUCAGAAUUCGGAGCAAAAGAUCCCCAAUGUUGGGUUUCAGGCAAUCAUUUUCCAGGUAAACUGGAAAGGACAUGUUUGGGUCAAUGAGUUCCAAGUUAUGUGACCUCAGGCCCAGGUAGUAGAGUUCUGAAAGAAUAUAAUAAAGAAUGUUUGAAGUGAAGAGAAUUAAAAUAAAAUGAUAAAAAAAAUUCUAUAAAAAUGUAAUAA